CCCGCCCAUACCGUCGGCCGCUGCCGCCGGGCCGCGAGCACCGAGUGCGGAUUGGCCGCCGCGUGACACCGCCCGGCCUCGCUGCUUGGCGGCCGUCGCGCCCGGGGUGGCGUCGGAGCGGGCGGCGGAGCUGUGACGGACGGAGUCUGAAAAUACAGUGAAGCCUGACGGUGCAGACAGAAGAGUCUUCAAGAAGCUGGACGACCUGAAAUACUGACCAUGUCUAUUAUGGAUCACAGCCCCACCACGGGAGUGGUGACGGUUAUCGUUAUUCUGAUUGCUAUCGCAGCUCUUGGCGCCUUGAUUCUGGGCUGCUGGUGUUACCUGCGGCUGCAGAGGAUCAGCCAGUCUGAAGAUGAAGAAAGCAUCGUGGGCGAAGGAGAAACCAAAGAGCCCUUUCUUCUGGUGCAGUACUCUGCUAAAGGACCCUGCGUAGAGAGGAAAGCCAAGCUAACUCCAAAUGGCACAGAUGUGCAUAGCUAACUUGGAGCGACACGUGGACUGUGGCUACGAUGUGUGUAACCAGCAGAAUCUAUACUGUGAAGAACUUGUUCACAUGCACACUACGCAUCAGAACACCUCCAUGAGACGUUUAAGCAUUGUCUGCAACUGCACACACAGAGAAGUUGCUCUCUGCAUCAACUGUAGAUCCUAAUUUCUCCGCAGGAGGAGGACUCACAGGACACAGGAGCUGACUCGUCUGGCAUAAAGUCCAUUGCUGGCAAUGGAUGCAAAGAUAUCUUGGUGCAAAGAGACUAACAGCAUUUUUUUGUUACUUGAAUGUUCAGCUGAGCCUAUUUUGAUGGAACCACUACUGUACUGUGAACUACUUUACAACUGUGAACUGUAAAUAGGCUGCCAGAAGCUUUAUGCUUUGCAUUCACAGCAUAUGAGAAUAGCAUGACGCAACUGCACAUAACACGAGGGGACACUGAACCACAGCUGUAGAUGGGAAUCCCGAUUUUCAAACCAGACAUGUGGUUAAAGCUUGCUUCUGCUAUUAACUUCUGAGUGCACAGCCAAAAGGUCAAAACAGCACCGGCUUACUGGACUGGUGUAGAAUACUUUCUUUAAAAAGGUGUAAGCCUACAAUAAUACGCUGAGGGAAGAAACACAGGAGCUUCACGAAAGGAAAUAACUUCCUUUAGUUACAGCCAGGCAUUGGUUAAGCAUUGCUAGAGCAGAUUUUGCUAAUCACAUGGCAACUGCAAGGAAACUGCCAUUUUGAUGGGUUCUGACCUGGGAACUAAUGAUGGUCACCAAACCCUCGGGGUGGUCCAGAAGGUUUCCAGUGGUGUGAAGUGGCAGUAGAGCAGGCUUUUUCUCUUCUGUGUUUCUGCAUGCUGAAACAGCACAAGUUUUUACCUAUUAAAACUGGCAUAAAUGCAACUAAUGAAUUUUUCCUAGGACCUCGUGUAAUUAGCAGCUUGGGUAUAUGUAAUCAAGAUAUUAAUAUCCUGUUAUAAAAAGGCAUUUUAGACUAAGACAGUCAGGUAUAGAAUUCAGUUCCUGUAUCUUGUAAAUGACUCGGUUUAACUCCACAAGAUACAUUUCAGCCUCUUCUAUGAGAAAUAAUGCUGACAGGGUGAAAGAUUUCUGGUUUGUUUGCAGCCUUCAAGCUAGCAACUGAAAAUAUUUCCAAGUAAGGAGAUCUUUUUAUUUUCUGCUCUAUACCAUAGUUCAGCUACUGAAACUGCAACAAGAUGUGUCAAAUAGGGGUUCUAAACUCAAAUACUUGGGAGAGGGACAGAGCUAAGCAACCAAGACCUGCUUUUGCCUACCCUAGAACUAUUAGGCUCUCUCAAGCAUCUUUGUGCCUAAUUUCAAUUUCAAACACUUAACUGCAUAGGAUAAAAAUUUACUGUAACAAUUUGUUUCUUGAAAUAUACUACAAACAAUCAAAUCCAACUUUUGUUUUUCUAGCUGACCAGGAAGUGAUUACUGCUGCUUGUCCCUGUACAUAUGAAAUAACUAAGUAACACUGGCUUAGCAAAAUGAUAAUGGCAUUGUCAUAGUUAAUAAAGUCUUGUCCCUUCCUUCCAGAGUAA
Tympanuchus pallidicinctus (lesser prairie-chicken) is the source of this 2048-nucleotide messenger RNA. RefSeq names its product stannin (gene SNN). Gene Ontology annotation, cellular component: mitochondrial outer membrane. The coding region runs from base 220 to 483 and encodes 87 amino acids. NCBI's taxonomy places the organism in Eukaryota, Metazoa, Chordata, Aves, Galliformes, Phasianidae. The record is from RefSeq and is a predicted model, not a curated record. The transcript is spliced from 2 exons.